UCGUCCGCCGCCCGCCUCUCCGGCGCUAGUGUCGAGGCGCGCGCGCCGCCAUCGGCGCCAUCGAUCGCCGCGGUGGCGCCCGGAACGGGCCGGGACCGAGCGCCGAUGUCCGCCGAUUAGAAGAGGCCAUGGCUUCCCGGGUGCCGCUCGUGCUUCUGGUAGCCUGGAUCGGCGGGACCGGGGGCAGCGCCGACACCGAGCGUCUGUACGACGACCUGAUCAACGGCUACAACUCCCUCAUCCGGCCGGUGGGCAACAACUCGGACAGGCUGACGGUCAAGAUGAGCCUCAAACUCUCGCAGCUCAUCGACGUGAACUUGAAGAAUCAGAUCAUGACCACCAACGUCUGGGUCGAACAGGAAUGGAACGACUACAAACUUCGUUGGGAUCCCGACGAGUACGGAGGGGUGUCCAAGCUGCACGUGCCGGCGGAACAGAUCUGGCUACCCGACAUCGUUCUCUACAACAACGCCGACGGAAACUACGAGGUGACCAUCAUGACCAAGGCCAUCCUGCACUGGGACGGAGUGGUCCUGUGGAAGCCUCCGGCCACCUACAAGAGCUCGUGCGAGAUCGACGUGGAGUACUUCCCCUUCGAUCAACAGACCUGCUUCAUGAAGUUCGGAUCUUGGACCUACGACGGAUACACGGUGGACCUGAAACAUAAACACCAAAUGGAAGGAUCUCCCGAAAUUGACAUCGGAAUAGAUCUGAGAGAGUUCAACCUGAACGUGGAAUGGGACAUCAUGGCCGUCCCCGCCAAGAGGAAAGAGAAGUUCUACAGCUGCUGCGAAGAACCCUACCCCGACAUCACCUUCAACAUUACCAUUAAGCGUAAGACCCUCUUCUACACCGUCAACCUCAUCAUCCCUUGCGUGGGCAUCUCUCUCCUUUCGGUGGUGGUCUUCUAUCUCCCCUCUGACAGUGGCGAAAAAGUAUCCCUCAGCAUCUCCAUCAUGCUAUCCCUGGUGGUAUUCUUCCUCCUCCUGUCAGAGAUCAUUCCCCCUACCUCCCUGACCGUUCCCCUUCUGGGAAAGUAUCUCCUCUUCACCAUGUUUCUAGUGUCUCUGUCCGUCUUCGUUACAAUAGUGGUCCUCAACGUCAAUUUUCGAUCGCCGUCCACGCACAAAAUGGCGCCGUGGGUUCGCAAAGUGUUCUUAGAAGUUCUGCCUCGAGUUUUGAGGAUGAACAGACCCUCCUCCGACGAACCUUCGGAGAAGAAGGGAGAGGGACAGAUCCUGGAAUCGGUAGAGAUGCCCGAAGCCCUCAACGUCAAACCCGGGAUGCUGGAAGUGGAGUGUUCCUACCACGGCACCGUCUACGCCGUUUCCGAGAUGUUGGAUCACGACGUGGGGCCCGGCACGUCGGACGCCAGGCCCUGCCCCGACAUGGAGAGGGCGGUGAUGAACGUCAGAUUCGUGGCCCAGCACAAGGAGAACCUCGACUCGUUUUCCGAGAUUCUGGACGACUGGCAGUUCGUGGCCAUGGUGCUGGAUCGCCUGUUCCUGUGGAUCUUCAGCGUCGCCUGUCUGGUAGGGUCGGCUGGCAUCAUCCUUCAAGCUCCUGCCUUCUUCGAGGACAAGCAGCAGCCCAUCGACGUCAUCUUCUCUCGCAUGCGAUCGCGACUGGACCACGGCACGUAGGAGGGGGAAGACGGUCUCCUCGCCCUCGGCUCUUUCUCUAUUCGUCGGGCCCGGCGCCCCCCCCCCGCUCGGGUUAGUUAGAAUUUCGUCGGCGGCGGGCGAAGAGGGCUCCGCCCCCGGCAAGGGCCGCUCUUCUAUCUCUUUUUAUUUUGUUUCUUUUUCUUGUCGCGGCUCCGGACGGGGGGAGAGCGACGGGGCGGCCGACUGUCGCGCGGCCCGCUUCCGACGCUAAGUCUUCCAUUCGAUUCGCAAUAAGUAGCCGCCGCACCGGCGGAUCUAGAGCUAGCUUGGGCCGGAUGGAAGGGGGCCCCACCGGGGCCCCGCCGACCGCGCGUGCUUUGGCAGGAGGAGGAAGAGGAGAAGGCGGUGCCGGGCGGCGCCCGGAAGGGGCAGAGCGCCGGGUGUCGUUCCCGGGGCCGCGCCGAU
This is a messenger RNA of Centruroides sculpturatus (bark scorpion), 2069 nucleotides long. RefSeq names its product acetylcholine receptor subunit alpha-like 1. Bases 129 to 1643 code for a protein of 504 amino acids. Gene Ontology annotation, molecular function: transmembrane signaling receptor activity; acetylcholine-gated monoatomic cation-selective channel activity. Lineage: Eukaryota; Metazoa; Arthropoda; Arachnida; Scorpiones; Buthidae. Gene Ontology annotation, cellular component: neuron projection; synapse; postsynaptic membrane. The transcript has 6 exons. Gene Ontology annotation, biological process: regulation of membrane potential; monoatomic ion transmembrane transport; nervous system process. The record is from RefSeq and is a predicted model, not a curated record.